GAGCGUUCGGAGAGCACUGAGGUCGCCUUCGUCACAGAGCUCGUGAAAAAGCUCCUCAUCAUCAUCUCGCGACCGGCCCGACUUCUGGAGUGUCUGGAGUUUAACCCUGAGGAGUUUUACCAUCUGCUGGAGGCGGCGGAGGACCACGCCAAGGAGGGUCAUCUGAUGAAGACGGACAUUCCUCGUUACAUCAUCUGCCAGCUGGGACUGACCAGAGACCCCAUUGAAGAAAUGGUAAACCUGGAUAGUUACGACAGCGAAGGACCUUUAACGCCUGAGACAGACGACUCAACAGAGGGGAAGAUCAGAGCAGUGAAACCACCGGAAGAAGCCGACUUCCAGACCAUCAAGCUGAUUAGUCACGGAGCGUACGGCGCCGUGUACCUGGUGCGUCACCUCGAGACACGGCAGCGCUUCGCCAUGAAGAAGAUCAACAAGCAAAACCUGAUCCUGAGGAACCAAAUCCAGCAGGCGUUCGUGGAGAGAGACAUCCUCACCUUCGCAGAGAAUCCGUUUGUCGUCUCCAUGUUCUGUUCGUUCGAAACCCGCCGACACCUCUGCAUGGUCAUGGAGUACGUGGAAG
Paralichthys olivaceus (Japanese flounder) is the source of this 583-nucleotide messenger RNA. The record is from RefSeq and is a predicted model, not a curated record. NCBI's taxonomy places the organism in Eukaryota, Metazoa, Chordata, Actinopteri, Pleuronectiformes, Paralichthyidae.